Molecule: messenger RNA, 582 nt
Organism: Lepus europaeus (European hare)
Lineage: Eukaryota; Metazoa; Chordata; Mammalia; Lagomorpha; Leporidae
Gene: MSGN1
Product: mesogenin 1
Exons: 1
Coding region: 1-582 (193 amino acids)
Biological process (GO): mesoderm formation; regulation of transcription by RNA polymerase II
Cellular component (GO): nucleus
Molecular function (GO): RNA polymerase II cis-regulatory region sequence-specific DNA binding; DNA-binding transcription factor activity, RNA polymerase II-specific; protein dimerization activity
Source: RefSeq, a predicted model, not a curated record
AUGGACACCCUGCGGGAGACCCUCCUCAGUCUCGAAGACGGCCUGGGCUCCUCGGCCAGCCCCGGGCUGCUGUCCUCCUGGGACUGGAAACACAGGGCAGGGCCCUUCGAGCUGAACCAAGCCUCCCCCACUCAGAGCCUUUCCCCAGCUCCAUCCGUGGAGUCCUACUCUUCUUCUCCGUGUCCUGCUGGGGCCGGGCUGCCCUGUGGGCACGGCAGGGCUGACAGCGCAGGCAGUGCUAGCUGCAGUGGCCGUGGAGCCAGUGGCCUGGUACAGGUGGACUACAACAUGUUAGCUUUCCAGCCUGCUUAUCUCCAAGGCCCUGGGGGCCCUAAGGCUCAGAAGGGCACCAAAGUGAGGAUGUCUGUCCAGCGGAGGCGGAAGGCCAGCGAGAGGGAGAAGCUCAGGAUGAGGACGUUGGCGGAUGCCCUACACACCCUUCGGAAUUACCUGCCACCGGUCUACAGCCAGAGAGGCCAGCCGCUCACCAAGAUCCAGACGCUCAAGUACACCAUCAAGUACAUCGGGGAACUCACAGACCUCCUCAACAGCGGCCGGGAGCCCAGACCUCAGAGUGUGUGA